AACUGAGAAAUGGUCUUAGAGAUGGAAAUGUCAAAAACCUAUCAAUACCGUAAGGUCAUGAAACCCAUGUUGGAGCGCAAGCGUCGUGCUCGCAUCAACAAGUGUCUGGAUGAAUUGAAAGAUAUUAUGGUCGAGUGCUUGACCCAGGAGGGUGAACAUAUUACCCGUUUGGAAAAGGCUGAUAUUUUGGAAUUGACCGUAGAGCACAUGAAGAAAUUGAGAGCUCAAAAGCAAUUAAGAUUAAAUGGCAAUCCCGACUCCAAACUAACCAUAGCUGAAAGUUUCCGUGCCGGUUAUAUUCAUGCUGCCAAUGAAGUGUCCAAAACUUUGGCCACCGUACCGGGAGUAAGUGUUGAUUUGGGUACACAACUGAUGAGCCAUUUGGGUCAUCGUCUCAACUAUUUGCAAGUUAUUGUACCCACUGCUGUUACACCUUUGGGUGUAACACCAGCCAGUUCUACGCACUUUGCUGCCAUGCCACCACAAACCCACUUGGGUUCUUCAUCCAUGUGCAGUUCACCCGAACCGUCACUCAUCACACCACCACCUUCUGAAUGUGGCAGCAGUGAUAGCGGUAGUUGCAGUCCCACACCUAGUGAAUCAGCUUCCAUGUGGCGUCCUUGGUGAAAGAAAUCUAUGGGGCGAAAUCAUAAGGUGUCUUAAGAAAACACCUGUGAUGUGUAUUUGAACAAGAAAAGAAGUAAAUUUCAUCAUGGUUUUCUGCAGCUGAGGAUGAAAACACGGAUGAAACCGGUAGUAAAGACUGCAAUGUAAUGUCAACAAUCAGUCUAACGUUGGCUUAGCAACUGGAAAAGUUGCUGCAAUUUGAAAGUGCAAAAAAAAUUGAGCGCUUUGCAAAAAAUACUUUGUAAAAAUAUUAAAAAAAAUACUUUUUUAAGAAAAGAACUGAAAAUUUUUAAUAAAUAAAAAAUUU
This is a messenger RNA of Lucilia cuprina (Australian sheep blowfly), 934 nucleotides long. RefSeq names its product enhancer of split mbeta protein (gene E(spl)mbeta-HLH). Gene Ontology annotation, molecular function: protein dimerization activity; DNA-binding transcription factor activity, RNA polymerase II-specific; RNA polymerase II cis-regulatory region sequence-specific DNA binding. The transcript has a single exon. Bases 10 to 627 code for a protein of 205 amino acids. Gene Ontology annotation, biological process: regulation of transcription by RNA polymerase II; regulation of neurogenesis; anterior/posterior pattern specification. The record is from RefSeq and is a predicted model, not a curated record. NCBI's taxonomy places the organism in Eukaryota, Metazoa, Arthropoda, Insecta, Diptera, Calliphoridae. Gene Ontology annotation, cellular component: nucleus.